UCCCGCGCUCUCGCGAGGCUUGCCGCGCGGCCCAGCUCGGUCCGCCGCCGGCCGCGAUGGCGUCCGACUCCGACGCUGAGGAGCUCUUCUACGACGCGGCCGAGGACGUCGCCCAGCACGGAGGGACCCCGUCGCCGUCACCGACCAAAGUCAUUGGGCCGUCAGUACUGAAGGAGCCGGGCGGAGGUUCUCUGGUGGCCGACUAUGAAGGAAAAAGUCUGGACAUCAAGCAAGAUGACCCCAAAGAGAUCAUCGACAAUAUCAUAGAGGAAAGCCAGAAAGCCCAUCAGCUUGAGGACGACCCCUUGGCUCCUCCAAAAAAGGACCCAACUGGUCCCUCGCCACACACAAAUGCUUGGAUUUCUGGAGCAGAUCUCCUCCAUCACAUUCCUGGACUCUUAAUCGCAGAAGCCGCAUCGCAAGGACCCCAUGAAGCGCCUGCAGGUCUGGCCAACGGGGUGGCGUCCCAGGAGGCCUUGCCGCCUCCCAGCAGCGAGGGGGCAGAUCGCCCCAAAGGGGACGAUGCCGCUAUCUCCCUGGGAAGCCCAGGCGAGAGCCGAGGGCCGAAAGCAGCAGGAGGAGACCAGCCGGAGGAGGAGAGCGACGAAACCGCCGACCUGAGGCAGGCGGAUGGAUUCGGCCAGGCGCCGUCCUCGGAUCUCUCGCUUCCCCAAGGCUUCUCAGCCGCCGAUGAGGUGCCUCCGGCCAAGCCACCCCGACAGCUCACCGCGGAGCCAGACAUCGUCGCCAGCACGAAGAAAUCCGGCCCGGCCCGGCCUCCCCCUCCCACGGCACUCCCGCCCCCCAGGCCCCCGCCCCCAGCCCGGCCUGCCCCCCCACCAAGGAAGAAGAAAAGCGACUCGGAAAUGGAUACCAGCAAAAUUCCUGGCCUGGAAGUUCCGCGGGAACCUUUUUCCCUGAGUGGCCUCUUGACGCCCAAUGCCUCCCUGGACUCCCUAGCCAGAGACUCCCAGCCCUCCCUGGACUUGGCGAGUGCCACGAGCGGCGACAAAAUUGUCACUGCUCAGGAAAAUGGGAAAUCGGCAGAUGGCCAGGUGGUGUUGAGCGAAGUGAUCGGGCCCCAGAGACCCAGAUCAAACUCCGGCAGAGAACUCACCGACGAGGAGAUCUUGGCAAGCGUCAUGAUCAAGAACCUGGACACGGGAGAGGAGAUACCCCUGAGCUUGGCUGAGGAAAAACUGCCCACAGGCAUCAAUCCCCUGACAUUGCACAUCAUGCGGCGGACAAAGGAAUACGUCAGUAACGACGGGGCCCAGUCGGACGAUGAAGACAAAAUGCAGCUGCAGCAGAGUGACACCGAUGGGGGCCGCCUGAAGCAGAAAACGACGCAGCUGAAAAAAUUCUUGGGCAAAUCGGUCAAGCGGGCGCGGCACCUGGCCGAGGAGUACGGGGAGCGUGCCGUCAACAAAGUGAAGAGCGUCCGAGACGAAGUCUUCCACACUGAUCAAGACGACCCCUCGUCGAGCGACGACGAAGGGAUGCCCUACACCCGGCCGGUGAAGUUCAAGGCUGCGCACGGCUUCAAGGGGCCGUACGACUUCGAGCAAGUGAAAGUCGUGCAGGAUCUCAGUGGGGAGCACAUGGGGGCCGUCUGGACCAUGAAGUUUUCGCACUGCGGCCGGCUGCUCGCCUCUGCGGGCCAGGACAACCUCGUGCGGAUUUGGGUGCUGAAGACGGCUUUUGACUACUUCAACAAUAUGCGGAUGAAGUACAACACCGAAGGCCGUGUGUCCCCCUCCCCAUCUCAAGAGAGUCUGAACUCAGCCAAGUCGGAUAACGAUGCGGGGGUUUGUAGUGGGACUGACGAGGACCCCGAUGACAAGAGCACACCGUUUCGGCAACGGCCAUUCUGCAAAUAUAAAGGGCACACGGCGGAUCUCCUGGAUUUAUCCUGGUCUAAAAAUUACUUCCUGCUUUCUUCAUCCAUGGAUAAGACGGUCCGGCUCUGGCAUAUAUCCCGGCGGGAAUGCCUGUGCUGUUUUCAACACAUUGAUUUUGUCACUGCAAUUGCCUUCCAUCCCAGGGAUGACAGAUACUUCUUAAGCGGCUCACUGGAUGGCAAGCUUCGGCUCUGGAACAUUCCUGACAAAAAGGUGGCACUCUGGAAUGAAGUGGACGGGCAGACCAAGCUGAUUACAGCCGCAAACUUUUGCCAGAACGGCAAAUACGCUGUGAUCGGCACCUACGACGGCCGAUGUAUCUUCUAUGACACGGAGCAUCUGAAGUAUCACACCCAGAUCCACGUGCGGUCGACUAGAGGACGGAAUCGAGUUGGGAGGAAGAUCACUGGGAUCGAGCCCUUGCCGGGAGAAAACAAGAUCCUCGUGACCUCCAACGACUCGCGGAUCCGGCUCUACGAUCUGCGGGACUUGUCCCUUUCAAUGAAGUACAAGGGCUACGUGAAUAGCAGCAGCCAAAUCAAAGCCAGCUUCAGCCACGACUUCACGUAUGUUGUCAGCGGCUCGGAAGACAAGUACGUUUACAUCUGGAGCACCUACCAUGACCUGAGCAAAUUCUCCUCUGUCAGGAGGGAUCGCAAUGACUUCUGGGAGGGGGUCAAAGCGCACAACGCCGUGGUCACCUCAGCCAUUUUCGCCCCGAACCCCAGCCUGAUGGUAUCCCCCGAAACAGCCGAGAAACCCCCGGCUGAAAGCAAAAGCGACGAUUCCGUGUCUGCAGACCCCAUUCCUUCUGGAGCCUUGAAGGCGGACCACGCAGAGGUGCUCCUCUCGGCUGACUUUACUGGAGCCAUCAAAGUCUUUAUCAACAAAAAGAAAAAUCUGUCUUGAGUCAUCAGUAACUCAGUAGCAUUGUGAUAAUGGUACCUGGGUGUGAAUCACGUGCUUGGGGAAGCAGAGCAUAAUCUAGCGCUGGUGGCCGGCUUCUUUUUAAAUUAUCUCCUUGAAAGCUGCUCUGCUGGACCUCCCAAACAAGCAGCAUCUGAACUCCCCCCCCCCCGCUUCCCUGCCCCCCCUGCCCCGCUUUUAGGUUAGAAAGGGGAGGGCGCCAGCAGCGAAAAAGGAGAACAAGCCUUGUGACUUCUGAAUAAUUCUGCUGCUAAACGAUGCACCGGAUGCCGGAUUCCGCACAAAAAGGACAAUGAGAUAUUUACGCGCGGAGGUGCUCCUUCGGGGUCUCCCAUGAUCAAUUAUGUGUAGGAGAAGGUUUAGUCGAUGGAGUGGUGCCCAAGCAGGGGUAGGAGUGCAAUUCUUUGCAGAUGCACAAAGUAAACACCAUCGCUGCCCAGAAUCCCCUCCCCAGCAAAGCUGGUCUGUUUUUUGAUUUCUCUUAACCGAGCUGCAUUUCUGGCCCAAUCCCUUUUGUUCCGUGAGAUUCUUUUUGACCUCCGACCCCCCGGCCCCGAGACGGAUUAGCAGCAACCUCGUAUCAGUGUUUUAUAAUGUGGACUUCUGUGGUCUUCUCACUGUCGUGCACUCUGGAUUCUGUUCUUUUCCUUUUUUUGCACACGGGAGCACAAUAUUUCUACAAAAGAGUUUCUCAUUCCUGACUCCCAGGCACAGGGAUACUUUAAAGCAACUUAAGCUGCAUUAGGAACAAUUCUUCUGUUUUACAAUGAUGUAAAAUAAACUGUUUACAUAUUUUUAAAAUAAUUGUAGUUUUAAGUUUUGUUCGUUUGUUUUUGUUUUUGUUACCCUGUUUAGAGUUAAAACCGAAUUAAAAGGCUUUGUAAAUAUUUGUAAAAUAAUACCAAUGAUGCAACCAUUUGCCGGGUCGAAAUCCGCAAAAAGUUGUUGAUGGUGGCAGCUGCUUAAGAGAACCAAGGAUGUGUCAUUAAAAAUGAGAAAAAUG
Messenger RNA from Candoia aspera, 3831 nucleotides. It is a transcript of the gene WDR44, whose product is annotated as WD repeat domain 44. NCBI's taxonomy places the organism in Eukaryota, Metazoa, Chordata, Lepidosauria, Squamata, Candoiidae. The transcript is spliced from 20 exons. The coding region runs from base 57 to 2810 and encodes 917 amino acids. Gene Ontology annotation, molecular function: protein binding. The record is from RefSeq and is a predicted model, not a curated record.